AUGGAGGAUAAAGCCUACCCAGUCGCUCAAGAGGAAGAGAAGCAAGAUCCCCUCGUGCAAUACAGCCAGUCUACGGUCAUCAUCGACUUCGAAUCAAACGAACAUCCGCACAAUUGGCCAAGCUUUCGAAAAUGGGUGGUCUUGUUGACUCUAAUCCCCCCAACUUUCCUGAUGCCGUUGUCAUCCACAAUCAUUGCGCCAGCUGUAGACACAAUCUCGACUGAUUUGGAUGUCACUUCCACGUUAACAGGUCCAUUGGCAGUGUCACUGUUCUUGGUUACCUAUAGUAUAGGGCCUCUGCUAUUAGGUCCCCUCAGUGAGCUCGUGGGGCGUGUACCUGUUCUACAAGGAGGAAAUACAUUCUUUCUUAUCUUUAAUCUGGCUGGCGGAUUUGCACGGAGCUUUCCCCAGUUGCUUGCCUUCCGAUUGCUGAGCGGACUUGGUGCAAGCGCAACUCUGGCGGUUGGGUCAAGCACAAUAGGCGACUGCUUUCGUCCCGAGGAGCGCGGUCUCAGCAUUGCACUUCUAAACAUGGGCCCGGUUUUGGGAUCCUGUCUUGGUCCGAUAGCCGGGGCUUAUAUCACCGACUACACGAGCUGGCGAUGGGCGUUCCAUGCUACUUCCAUCUUUGCUGCUGUCACCAUCCUGAUUGGGAUCUGUCUAGCCAAAGAGACGUAUGCACCGGUCCUGCUUCGACGCAAGAAGGAUAAUUUGCAGUCUGCACCACAACAUAAAGAAGCAAUGCUCCGCACUCGCUUUGACAUCGACGACUCCAAUAAGCCCGAUAAUGAGACCCUCGUUCACCUCUACCAACGCACCCUCCUCCGCUCCAUUCACUUGCUUCUUACCCAACCCAUUGUUCAGGCAUUAGCUCUUUAUUAUGGCUACCUCUACGGUCUGGUCUACCUUGUUCUCUCGACUUUCUCGACUUUGUGGACCACGCAAUAUCACAUGUCCACCAGCCGGGGCAGUCUCAACUAUUUUGCCCCAUGCAUCGGCUACUUUCUGGGUGCACAGACCUGUGCUGUUGUUGCCGAUAAGAUCUACUAUACACACACUGCCAACCAGAAUGGCAUAAAGCGUAACCCCGAAUUCCGCCUCCCGCUCAUGAUUCCUGCCAGUCUUCUCAUCCCAGCCGGUCUGUUCCUUUACGGCUGGACCGCCGAGGCUCAUACACACUGGAUCUUUCCAGAUCUCGGGAUUGCCUUACCCUUAAUGGGCGCGACCAUUAUCUUUCAAUGCACAAAUGCCUACCUCCUCGAGACUUACAGUGUCUACGCGGCCAGCGCCAAUGGUGGUGUAUACAUCUUGCGGGGACUUACGGGCUUCGGAUUCCCAUUGUUUAGUCCGCCCAUGUACCGCGCGCUGGGGUAUGGUUGGGGGAAUUCUGUUCUAGCAUUCACGGCGCUGGUCAUCGGGUGUCCUAUUCCCUGGUUUCUGUGGAGGUAUGGCGAGGCAUUGAGACGGAAAAGCAGCUGGGCAGAUCAAUAA
Molecule: messenger RNA, 1491 nt
Organism: Aspergillus uvarum CBS 121591
Lineage: Eukaryota; Fungi; Ascomycota; Eurotiomycetes; Eurotiales; Aspergillaceae
Product: MFS transporter
Exons: 3
Coding region: 1-1491 (496 amino acids)
Biological process (GO): transmembrane transport
Molecular function (GO): transmembrane transporter activity
Source: RefSeq, a predicted model, not a curated record